ACAUUCCAUAGUUGGCGGAGCCUUACCUAGCGUGAACCUGCUUGCAUUUCCGUCAGCAUUUCCGUGUAGUCGGCAACUCUGCUAAACCCUAAUGUUUUGAUAACCAGAAUUAGUAUAAAGCAUCACCAGAAAUGAGCAAACUGGACAAGUUCCUGGCGCUACCAGAAGACGACUCAGACUCAGACGAUUCUGAACACUCCAAGUCAGAGCAGGAGGCGGAGGAGCAGGAGGAGGAAGAGGAGGAGGCCCAAGCUAAGGGGCCGGCGAAGAAGAAGGCGGCCAUCAAACUUGAGGACCUGGAACGAGCCGGCUACAAGUCCGGUCCCAGCGUGCUGUACGUCAAACCGCCCGCAGAGACGGGCGAGCAGAACUGGAACUGGGGGAGUGGCCGGGAGGCGAAGGAGAAAGGGGAGGACUCGGACGAGGACCGCGGCGCGACGCGGGCGGCGGUUCAGGGCGUGGAGGCGAGCGCGGCCAUCGCGGUGAAGGCCAUGGCGCAGCAGGCGGCGCUGCGGGAGGGCGCGCGGCAGGAGCGGCUGGAGGCCAAGAUGGAGCGCAUCGCGCAGGAGAAGAAGGCGCUGACGUUCAACCAGAAGGAGAAGCGGAAACGCGACGAGGGCAAGACAUCCCGAGCAAAGAACUGUGAGUAAAACGACGCGCACCGGCGGCCUGCCA
This is a messenger RNA of Chlamydomonas reinhardtii, 675 nucleotides long. RefSeq lists its product as uncharacterized. Bases 132 to 650 code for a protein of 172 amino acids. The record is from RefSeq and is a predicted model, not a curated record. Lineage: Eukaryota; Viridiplantae; Chlorophyta; Chlorophyceae; Chlamydomonadales; Chlamydomonadaceae. The transcript is spliced from 5 exons.